ACUUAAACCGGAGUUAGGAACACUUCGUAACAGGAAAGAUGCGCGUAAGGUAUACCGUGCGUUAAUAUGUGGUGACAACACUCGAUGUUCCUCACAAGCUCCAUCAGUUUGGUCAAAUUAUAACGUUAUGUCCUUAAUUUCUCUAUGUGAGAUGAAUUUUUGAGAGUGAUCUUUUCUAAGCCUUAGUUUAAGCACCACAUGUACUUUGAGUUACGGUAAUUAGAAAUGCUAGUCAGUCAAUUGGUUGCCAUAUCAAAUGGCUAAAGAUGGACACCGACUUUGCAUCACCUGAAUGUAUGCAUAAUAUGUUCAGAUAUGUACAAUAUAGUCUAAAGGUAAGAGACAAGAUGCCCCUUUGAUAUUAUCAAAUGAAUGCAAUUUUAGUUCCAGAAAAUUUCCAUAUUUCUUAGACUUUCAGCUGUAUGGUAGAGUGCUGUUCAUUUGGUAUGACAUACAGAAUGGUAUUUAAUCUUGCAAUACAAAUGGGACAAAGGGAACAAACAACAUAUUAUUAUGAGGAUAACUUCAUGGACUUCCUGUCCUGCUCGGCACAUAAUGAAAAACUUUCCAAAGUAAUGGGUCAGGGUCGACUUCUCCAAGAAAAAGUACAUCAAGAAGGUGGAGCCCUCCACCAACCACAAAUGGAACAACCCCCGCUUGUUCAACGGGUCCAAAUUCUGCAUGCAGUCCGUGGACAUGAUGGAGAAAGAUGAAGAAGGGAACAACCUUGUGACAUUCCGCAUUGGUCUGACGGACUAUCGCAAAGAUGAUGCAAGAUGCACAGCAAAACUGUGGAGACCCUAAUGGUACCUGUCCUAACCUGUAGGUAUUGGGACUGUAGUUAUCACAAUAGUCUGUGUAACGCAAACUUAUCUGGAGCUUGUAGGCAAUGUAGGAUGGGCCUAAGAAGUGUGAUUAAUUCAGGCUAUUAUCACAAGUGAUGAUGACUAUUUGGUGAUGAUGCGGCGGAGUAGCUGUCAGAGAGCCCAGGACUGCUAAACUCACCAGGUCAGGCAGGCAUGCAGAGCCGGAGGUAAAACCAUCUCAACAUACGGUUAAUUCAGAGAUCUAUCAUCAGUCUCAACACAAAAUACACAGUAUCAUUGUAUACUAGAUGGCAUUUCAAAUAGAGUAUGACUUGAAUUUUAUGAAUGGCUUUCCUAGCCAGAAGAAAACAUAGUUUUCAAUAUUCCUGUACAAACUGAAUUCCUCUGUGGGAGAUAAAUUCAUCUUUCUCCCUAGCUAUGGAAGAAUAGGGGUGUGUUUGUUCCAUACCCAAAUAAACAUAGAUUUUCUGAGUGUGAUAUAAAUGUGGUAUGUUUCAGCAUUUUGAUAGUGUUACUUCAGUGAUGAAGAACAAUAGUAUAGCUACUAAUUGUUGUUUCUAAUAAAUGCCUUGAGAUAACACACUGAAGUAAAGAGUUUGAGUAUAGACUGUACAUAAUGCAAUGUAGUGAUGUGGCAUUUUUCGGUACCCUUGGCAAAAUAGAAAUCUGUGUUCUCCAGCUAUAUGGUCAGCAGCACUUUCAAACUGCCAAUAAAGUUUAAUUUAACCCUUUGUUUAAAAACACGAUCUCACUAGUAGGAAAUAGUUCAGUACAUGUCUCAGCACUUUCAUACAUUUUCCCACGGAGUGUAUGCUUGAAGUGUUGUGUGAAUGAGCAAAUGGCCCUGAAUGAAAAGGGUUUGAUUGUUUUUAAUUGUGGUGUGGCUCCUGACAGAACAAUGUUUUGCCCCCAGUCGCCAAGCGUAGCCCAAAAUCAACACAGACACUUACUCUGGAGUUUAUACACUGCUCAAGAUGACGCAUAACAUUCCCCUCUACCUGUACAGUAUAACAUUGUGUGCCUUGCCCACAGCAAGUCUAUUUGCUAUGUGGUACAAAAGCCUGAACCAGAGGAUAGUAUGGUUGGGGUUAGUACUGUUGUCAGUUUUUGUGGAUCAUGGGAUUGAAUGUAUAGGGUGAACCCCAUUCUUUGAAACGUCACAUUAGUGUGUCUUUGGCAUGGUCGAUUAGGUUUAUCUAACAGGAAAGUCAAACAAGCCAUACAUCAACAGUCAAUGGAUCAUGUAUGUAGUUCGAUACGAAAAAAGGGACACAACUUGUCAGUAGGACAAUAACCUGGUUGAAGCUUAUCAGCAAACACCCUAGCCUGUCUCCAUCUCAAAUUUGUGUUUUCAUUUACCUACUUCAUGCAAUUUAUGUCGAUAGUAAGAACUUUGUUCAAAUCUACUGUGCGUGCAGUGUCUUGGGAUUUCACGAACGAAAAUGACACACCUGAACGUAAAAAGAUUCAUCAUGGUCAGUAACUCCGAAUUCCACGAAAUGAUGAAAUAUAUAUUCACGAUUAAGGGUCAAUGACAUUUUAGAUGUAGUAGCAGUACAAAGGAUGGUAUUUUCCCAGAAGGGUUGACCCACACCUUGUCGGUAACAUCCGGUAGUGCCCCGGCUGACUCGACUCACCUUCGUGAUGGUUCAAUGGAAGUCAACAUACGCACAAUGACGUCAUUGUUGGAAUGCGCUGAUGCGCUAUUUAGCUCAUUUGGAUCCCAUGAGGCGAAAACAACGUGCACAUUUCAGUAAUUAUCAUGGAGACCUGUUAGUCAGGUCUACUUAGUGCGUAAGAAGUACAACUGGAUUUUUACAUAACACAGCUCUAGGGAAACAUUUUGCUCUGUUUUGACUACAGUGAGAUAGAAUUUGAGUGCAAUACAACAGAGACCUUGCUGGCGGAACUCUAUUUUGUCUGACAGUCUCCGGACCUGUCACCCGUGGGCGGAUCUUCUUUGGUCGGGUGGUUUUGACGCUAAUCCUGGCAUAAUUAGCGACUUACGUCAUUGCCCAGGUCAUUGUCCGUAUAUUGGGUGGUGUACAAAGUGGGCGGAGGUCAUUUGGCAUUUUACUUCUGUGUACUGUGGUAGUUACAACUGCUGCGUAGAAACCGAUCGUCUGAUUCCUACCAGUGCCGUGCUGCUUGAGUGUAGUUUAAUGUGUACCCCAGUAGUCAUGAUGGCAGGACGGAGACGAUCCAGUGGCGGGAAACUGCCAGUAUGCAGAAUGACGUCUUCCUCCACGCCGAACGGAACGAAAGGAACAACAUAUUACGAGGAUGACUUCUUCAUGUUCCUGUCCUGUGGAGCGCGUGAUGGCCUCCCGAAGUCACGGGUCAGGGUCGACUUCUCCAAGGAAAAGUACGGCAGGAAGGUGGAGCCCUCCACCGAGCCUAACAUCGCCCGCUCCUGGGAGGACCACAAACGGAACAACCCCCGCUUGUUCAACGGGUCCAAAUUCCGCAUGCAGUCCGUGGACAUGUUGGAGAAAGAUGGAGAAGGGAACAACCUUGUGACAUUCCGUAUUGGUCUGACGGACUAUCGGGACUUUAUGGGCACGAAUAUGAGCAGGGACGCGGGUUACUUGAUGCAGAAGGGACGACAGAGUUGCGGGGACCCCCACGCCUACCUGUCCCAGCCCGUGGGGGUGGGGUCCAUGAUCAUCACCAGUGAUGACCAGGUGGUGAUGAUGCGGCGGAGUAGCUGGGUGUCAGAGGGACCGGGGCAGCUGGACCGGCCGGGCGGACAUGCCGAACCCAAGGAAGUGGCCAAAAGGUGCGGCUCGGACGAGUUCACAAACGACGCUGUGUUGGAUGAGCUGUUCGAGUCGGUCAUCUGUGAAAUUCGUGACGAGAUCAACAUCCCCGAGUCCUUCCUCAGUGAACCACGUCUGCUGGGCGUCAACGGAAACCACAAGUCAGGCGGGCGGCCCAGUGUCGAGUUUAUUGUCAGGUAUGCUUCAUCAGUUCAUCUUAAGCCAAAUAUUAUAUUAUUAAGAUAAUGUUCAAACGCAACUGUCAAAAAAGUGACAAUAAAUAUUUCCAAAGCCUCGUUGAGAGCGAUGAUUUCUUCAGAUGUUCAAACAGUUUGAUGAUAAAGAAU
Molecule: messenger RNA, 3933 nt
Organism: Branchiostoma floridae (Florida lancelet)
Lineage: Eukaryota; Metazoa; Chordata; Leptocardii; Amphioxiformes; Branchiostomatidae
Product: uridine diphosphate glucose pyrophosphatase NUDT22-like
Exons: 4
Coding region: 2990-3832 (280 amino acids)
Molecular function (GO): GDP-mannose hydrolase activity
Source: RefSeq, a predicted model, not a curated record